UUUUACCAGGCACAUGUUAUAAUUGCCAACACAUUCUUGAACAUUGGGGAUAGCCCUUACACACGGCAAUAUGGGGGUUGCGGAGAACAAGGACAGUUUAUUCAUCUAACUCCAAACUUCUUGAUGAAUGAAGAUCUGAUCUCAGUGUAUGGAGCUCAUGGAAAGUUAUUUGUCCAAGAAUGGGCUCGUCUUCGUUGGGGAGUCUUUGAGGAGUACAACACUGACCAGCCGUUCUACAUUUCUCCAAACCUUCAAGUAGAGGCUACACGGUGUUCAGUCAAUAUUAGUGGCAUCUACAGAGUUCCAGAGCAUGUGGAAGAUUCUUGUUUAACCAAGAGUUGUAAUAUAGAUCCCCAUACUGGUCUGUAUGAACAAAAAUGUACUUUCUUCCCAGAGAAGAAUCAGACUGCUGGAGAAUCUAUCAUGUAUUUCCCUGGUCUGCAGUAUGUGAGUGCCAUGACUGUUUGUAAUCCUUCCAUCAGACACACAUUUGGGUAA
Messenger RNA from Staurois parvus, 498 nucleotides. Lineage: Eukaryota; Metazoa; Chordata; Amphibia; Anura; Ranidae. The record is from the annotation of a GenBank genome assembly.